Messenger RNA from Fonsecaea nubica, 549 nucleotides. RefSeq lists its product as hypothetical. Gene Ontology annotation, molecular function: fatty acyl-CoA hydrolase activity. NCBI's taxonomy places the organism in Eukaryota, Fungi, Ascomycota, Eurotiomycetes, Chaetothyriales, Herpotrichiellaceae. The record is from RefSeq and is a predicted model, not a curated record. The transcript has 3 exons. Bases 1 to 549 code for a protein of 182 amino acids.
AUGGCCAAACCCGACAAAUUCUACACCAAAGACUACAUGUUGCGGCCAGGCAUGUCAUUUGCCCUUGAUAUUGAAGACCCUCGGCAGAGAGUGGAGGAAUUCAUGAACAGAUACAAAAGGGAGCCCGUCGAUGAAGGCUUCGAGGAAUCUCUGAUGACAAGAGACCUCAAAGUUGUUAGCGCGACGGGGCCGCCACAUGUCGCGGCUGUCUUCGAGAUGGAGAUCCUCCCCGUGUACGGCACCCGUAUGGGCAAUGCUUCGGGUGCCGCCAUCAGCCUCAUCCAUGAUGUUUGUACAACGAUGGCCAUGGCGCCUCUGGCGCGGAAAGACUUUUGGCAUUUCGGCGGGGUGUCUAGAGUCCUUAGUGUCACCUACUUGAGGCCGACAAAGGUGGGCACCAACGUGUUGAUUGAAUGCGAAGUUCUGCAGGUGGGAGCCCGAUUCGCGACGAUACGAGGGGUCAUGAGGGACAAAGCCACGGGCGACAUCCUCUCCGUCUGCGAGCACAACAAGGCCAGCAUCAUCUUUCGCGACAAGCCCAAGAUUUGA